Paramuricea clavata is the source of this 1111-nucleotide messenger RNA. Lineage: Eukaryota; Metazoa; Cnidaria; Anthozoa; Malacalcyonacea; Plexauridae. The record is from the annotation of a GenBank genome assembly.
CGCAAUGAUUUAUGGUCCUUCUUCUCAAAAAGCAAAAACUUUAGAAAAUUUCAAAAUGUCGUCUCUUUCAAGAGGAGUUUAUCUAGCCCGUUCUGCAGCUCGUCUACGGGCUACAGGCCGUCCAUUGAUACGUGGCGAGGUAGAGAAUGCACCAGGGCAGGUAAAUAUGGUUUUUAAACAUUUUUACUGCCAAAAGUACAGGAAUAAUUAAAUCACGUUCGUUAUGAGUUAUGAUAGUAAAAUAGUAUAAAAUGAUACGGUGAAAAGGUUUAUUUAUGUUGGAUGGUAAUUGCAUUGAUUGAAGCUGAUAGUAUUGCUUGAUCUAUGUAGAAUCAGUGUGAAAUAUGUUUGCUUUUGCCACAGUCAGGCUCAUAAAAAUAAAAUUGUACUGACCAAAUAUCAAUAAGUGCCCAAUACCGUCGGUUGCGUCGAAGAUGGACAGUCACUGUUAUUAUAGACGGCAAUAGCUUUUGUAUUACCUCAAUUUGAAGACGUCGUUACUCUCAAUCAGUCGGUGUGAGGCCACUUAAAGUCCUUAAAUGAUUGGCUAAAUCAGAUUAGAAGCUGUCAAAUGCUUGUUAUAAACAUAUAAGUUUCAUGUAAGGCCUAUACCGCGAACCUCCGAAUAUAAGCCCCCCCCCCAUGUAUAAGCCCGCCAUAUCACUAACGCUCAGGCAUUUCUGAAUAUAAAACCAAUCUACAAGUUUAAUGUGAGAAUCUAUUCUUACAUGCAAUGGUAAAAUUUGCUGAAAGACUUCAGGGUGGAACACACCCCUUACACCCCCACCCCACUUUAUCACACUGACACCCCCUACCCUGCUUUACCAAUUACCACACUGACACCCUUUAUCUUUUUGUAGAAUAUGCCAUUCCAGACAAAGAACAAAUCGCGACUACUAGCAACCAUGAUCCUCUUCCUUGGUACUGGCUUUAGCAUUCCAUUCAUUGGUGUUCGAUUUCAGAUGGCUAAGAAUAGCAGUGCUUAAUGACGUGCCUUAGAACUGAGCACUUUAGAACUAAUAUUGCCUUUUGGCUGAUAUUGUAAACAAAACUGAAUAUUUGUUAUAAGUUAUGUGCAAAUUUAAUAAAAAAAUUAUUUUCUGUUCUUAAA